Molecule: messenger RNA, 38098 nt
Organism: Xyrichtys novacula (pearly razorfish)
Lineage: Eukaryota; Metazoa; Chordata; Actinopteri; Labriformes; Labridae
Source: the annotation of a GenBank genome assembly
AUGGAGAACAGAGAGGAGAGGUAAGCAUUCACCAACUCUUGACUGUCCUUUGGAAGAAUGUUAAAGGUCUCCUAUUAUGGCAUUUUUCAUCAAGUUUAAAUAGGGCCCAGAGGUCCCACAAGUAGCUCCACUGGGAAUGGGCGUCUGUACCUUCAAAUGAUAAUGAGCUGUGUGCAACCACGCUCUUCCUCCCCAAGGCCACUCUGAGCUGCCGGCACUGCCGCGGUGGCCCAGGAGCGGUGGUCUGGAGAUCCUCUGAGGUCCUCCAAACCACCGCAGCUGGAAGCACUAGCCUGCCUUCCUGCCCCCAAGGAACACCUGCUGCUCACGGGAAUAAAAGUAAAUAGAAGCGAGUCCGAAGUCAAAUCCCAAUGAUGGUUAACUCACACAAUUGUAGCCAAAGCACUAACCAUACCGGCAGCGGUAAAACUUACGGUAUAGUAAAACUUACAGUUCCACGUGUGAAAUUGGGUCCCUGACACGGACAAUUGGUAUGGAUCCGUUUUUUAUCUUCAGCUUCUUAGCGAAUCCUGCUUUGAACUACCCCUCGUUGGUAAAACAGUCCAUGGUGAAAUGGUAAGCACACACAUACAACAUUUUCAGAGUUGUUGUGGGUACAUUUCAUCAAAAAUAAAAUUAAUCCACUGGGUCCUUAAAUCUUCCUAUGAAGGAGGCAGAAAUAGACUCCUGUCUUUGUUUGUGCAGCCAAGAACCACGCAGCGGCUGGAUUGUAGCUUCGAUAUGGUUGCUGUACCAGCAAAAAUGGCAGAUGCUGCCUCAGCAAAGAAGUUUUAGAGGGCUAGGCUAACGAUUAUGGGGGGCAGUGCCACCAACAUGUAGGAGAGGCUUAUGUGGUUAUGUCGUCAUAACCACACAGCUUUUCCAUCUGCCCAUUUGCGCUAAUGUUUUCAGAGAGGAUGGGAGAGGGAGAGAAUUAAACUUUUUAAUGUCGGGGAAGGGGUUGUUGGCUUCGAAGGGAUGUAUAUCAUUGGUAGAAAACCAUCCAAAAGUGGAUUUUUUAUAAUAGGGGACCUCUAAUGUAAAAGUAGAUGUCAGGUUAGUUGUGUUUCCAUCCAAUGUCAUCUUUAUAGAAUAUACAUGUUCUUAUUGUAGAAUUUAUUGGGGCCACAGGACCAAGACACUGAGGCACUAUUGUUAUACUGUUUUUAUUUUUUUAAGUUUUUUAUUUCUCUUCUGAACAAAAUUUGAUUCGGUACUAGCUUAAAGAGCUGUAGGACAAAUUACAUAUCAAAACGAACAGUUUAAUCGGGAUCGGUGUGCUAUUAUUUUUUUUAUUGCAUAUGAAUUUUUUAAACUGAAGUAAACGGGACAAGUAAAAAAAAAAAAGGGGCAAAUAUUGAGAUUUUUCAAACAUCUACCGGCCCUGCAUACUUUCACCUAGAGACUCCAUUUAAACGUAAAAAUUUAUACACAAGUCUUGUCAAUCGGUGCCAUAAUUUCCAUCUCAAUAGGUAUUGUAGUUUUCAAUCACUCACAGUUCAAUAACCAUGUUAUGAUCAUCUUUUACUUUGCUUUCUAAAAAAAUUUUCACAAAACUUAUAUAACUCCAGUGUUUUCCGUAUAUUCAAUCAGCAGCGGCGGUACAUGUGCUGCUACUGAAAUUUCACAUGAUCAUUAAUAUCAAUGUGUCACUAAUGAUUUCUACUUGCACUGUGUGAGCACAACAACACAGUGUUAUUUCUGACUUGUUUUGAGUCAUCAACAUGCAAAUGCAUGUCAAAUCCUGUCGGACCCUCUUCCAUCAGCGUGAAAGGUAAUGUUCAAGCUUAUGAGCGAGAGUAGCAUUAAUAGCAUUAGUAGCAUUAACAUAACUGCACCACUAAUGAUUUCUACUUGCACUGUGUGAGCAAAACAACACACAGAGUUAUCUUCAACUUCCAUUGCGUUGUUGCGUCAACCCCGGCAAAAUUGGAACCAGACAAGAAGAGUGGUUUUUGGGUGUAGUUCCUUUGCAAUCCUACAGCAUUUUCAGUAUAGGUGUUGUUUUCUUUGGCAUAUGCUGCUGUCCUUCUGGGAAACAUAACCUCAUGCACUAUACUUCUAGUGCUAGGCAAACAUUGGUCUAGGAGCAGUGGUCUGGAGAUCUUCUGAGGACCUCUUCAGACGAUCUCCAGACCACCGCAGCUGGAAGCACCACCCUGCCUUCCCACCCCCAAGGAACACCUGCUGCUCACGGGAAUAAAAGAAAAAGACGAAUACCAACAAUGGUAAACACACACAAUUGCAGCCAAAGCACUAACAAUACGAGCAGCGGUAAAGCAACAUAAAAUGGUAAAACUUGCAGUUCCACGUUUAAAGUUGGGUCCCUGACACAGACAGUUGGUACGGAGCCAGGCUUUAUCCUCAGCUUCUUAGCAAAUCCUGCUUUGAACUGCCCCUCGUUGGUAAAACUGUCCAUGGUGAAAUGGUUAGCACACACAUACAACAUAUUCAUAACCUCAUGCAUGAUACUUCUCGUGCUAGGCAAGCAUUUAUUGGUUGACAGACAAAUAAGUUUGAAUGUAACUUUUAAAAUAACUCAUACCACUAAAAUGUAACCGAAAAACAAGAGAAUUUUGCAAUGUUCCAAACUUUGUACAGAUGAUCAGCACUUUUGGGAUUGGACAAAAACUUACCAGAUAAAGACUUUUUAUAUCAAUUUAAAGGAUCCAAACUGAGAGUUAAAAGCAUUUGAAUUGUGUUUGUCAACCACAGCCCUGUUAGGGAGCAGAUCCCAACAUCCCCAGAGCGAGGGCUGCUCCAUGUCUGGCAGUCAGCAGGUUCUGGUCAACAGACUUGUCCAGAGAGAGUGCUUCUAUCUACACCUGUCCUGCAGGUUAGCCUUGGUGAACACCAUGGACUCCUGCUUACACAAGGUGAGUAGAUGAAAAACGUCCAUCACGUUUACCACUUGAAAAUGUGUUUUAUUGCUUGUAGAGUUAAGCGUGCUUUUGUGAUUAAUAUAAACUCUGUUGGAAUUAUUCAUAUUUUCCUCUAGUUAUCAUGAGUGUUUAAAAUUAAUUUUCGUGUUACAAACAAACCUUAUGUCUAUGGUUUGGAGAACUUGACACUGCAUUUUAAUAUUGGCCAUUAUUUGGUUGUUGCUGUUCAGCAGGUGGUCUGGUGUAUUCUUUUGGUGAGCUGUUGUGGAGGGAAGUAAGCGUCCCACUGUCUGCUCCGGUGCUGGAAGUCUCAUUGCUGGGAAAGACAGUGAUCCAUGUGGCUGCUGGUGGUUUUCACUGCGGAGCUCUCAAUGACCAGGGCAACAUCUACAUGUGGGGUGAGAACACUGCAGGACAGUGUGGGCUGACCGGGGAUGAUGCAGCUUCAAGCAUCACAGGUUGGUUUGUUUUGGGUAAUUUUCCUUUCUGCUAUUAUGCAAAGAGCUUGUCAGUUAAUAUCAAAGUUAUUCUGCAAGAUUUACGAACAUUGGUAAUCACCUCUAAUACAACUAAUAAAAAAAUGCUUGUGUUACAGAAAUUAUUUAAAAUUUAUCAACUUUUUUUUUCUUUGCUUUGGUAUGAGAACAGUACUAAGAAGAAUGAAUGGCUGAUUUCCUGAGGUCACUCGAUGGUUGUGGAGAGAAAAAUAAAAGACUUUAUAAAAAUAAAAAAAGCAUUUUUUGAUAUGGACUUUUUGGGCAUUGUACCUCCUGUACCAGCAACAUUAUUUUUAGACCGGCAGCAUGUUGGCUUCAUGAUGGCAGCUGUAUGCCACCCCUCCUGCCUGUGCGAUUAUGGUAUUCACACAGAUUAUGUUAAGGCUACAGUGCAUUCAGUAAGUAUUCGCUGUGCUUCACUUUUUUCACAUUUUCUUGUGUUACAGCCUUAUCACCAAAUUGAUUAAAUUCAUGCUUUACCUCAAAAUUUGGCACACAGUACCUCAUCAUGACAAGUAAAAAAAAAUUUUUUUAAACUUUUUCAAAUUUAUUAAUAAUAAUAUACAAAAAUAUAACAUGUACAUUAGUAUUCAUAGCGUUUGCUUAGUUCUUUGUAGAUGCAUCUUUGGCAGCAAUUACAGUCUAGGGCAGUGGUCUCCAUAUGGUGUUUACGGUAAAUAGACGCAAACGGUCUCCGAAAACGCCGAGACAAAACAGCCACUAUUUCAAACAACUGGGCUCAUAAUCGUGAUGUAAACACUUACUUUCUCGCUAGAAAAAAUAUUAUUAUUGAAUGAAUUUAUAUAAUUUUUCCGGAAUGCAGUCGUUCUGUGUAGCUUGUGGUAGGACUAUUUAAAUUUUCCCGGCGCUGCGUCCGGCAGGCACGAAAUGCAUUCUGGGGUAUUUAGUAUGCAUCUGUAUGUAAACGCUCGGGCAGCCGCGGCAUACUCAAAUCAUCUUUGAGUAGUCAGUAUGCAGUAGGUACUGCUUGAGUAGGUAAGUAGAUAGUAGGCAGUAUGCCAUUUCGGACACAGCCAGGGUGUUUUAUGACGAGUGGGCAGAGCCAUUUGCAUUCAUUUUACCUGCAGGAAGCACACAGCCAAUUGAAAGUAGGCGGUUAUUAGCAAUACAAAUGAAGUGAAUAUUUCAAAAGAGUAAUGCACUGUAAAAAAAAAAAUAAAUAAAAAUCCCUGGACCCAGGCCUGCAGGCAUUUCAUUCAGGUGGACCCACUGAAAAUUUAUAUGAAGACCCCUGGUCUAGGGUCUUUUUGAGUACGAUGCUACAAGCUUUGCACACCUAUUUUUCAGCAGGCUCUCCCAUUCUUCUUUGCAGAACCUCUCAAGCUCGACCAAGUUGGAUGGAGAGUGUUGGUGCACAGCCAUUUUCAGAUCUCUCCAGAUAUGUUCAAUUGGGUUCAAGUCUGAACUCUGGCUAGGCCACUCAAGGACAUUCAAAGAGUUGUCCUGAAGCCACUGCUUUGUUUUCUUGGCUGUGUGCUUAGGGUCAUUGUCCUGUUGAAAGUUGAAUCUUCGCCCCAGUCCAGAGCAUUCUGGAGUAGGUUAUUAUCAAGCAUGUCUCUGUACAUUGCUGCAUUCAUCUUUCCCUUGACCCUGACUAGUCUCCCAGUUCCUGCUGCUGAAAAACAUCCCCACACCGUGAUGCUGCCUCCAACAUGCUUCACUGUAGGGAUGGUAUUGGAAAGGUGAUGAGUGGUGCAUGGCUUCCUCCAGACAUGAUGCGUAGCAUUCAGACCAAAGAGUUUAAUCUUUGUUUCAUCAUAUCAGAGAAUUUUGUUUCUCAUGGUCUGAGAGUCAUUCAGGUUCCUUCAGGUAAACUAGGCAGGCUGUCCUGUGCCUUUUACUGAGAAGUGACUUCAGUGGGCCCAGUCUACCAAGCAGGCCUGAUUGGUGGAGUGCUGCAGAAAUUAUUGUCCUCUCUCCACACAGCAACUUUGGAGCUUUGUCAAAGUGACCAUUGGGUUCCUAGUCACCUCCCUGACUUAGGCCCUUCUUCUUCAAUCACUCAGAUUGGCUAGUGGUUCCAAACUUCUUUCAUUAUGGAUGACGGAGGACACUGGGCUCAUUGAGAACUUUAAUGCUGCAGACAUUUUUCUGUAACUUUCCCCAGAUCUGUUCCCUCAUAUAUUGCUGUCUUGGAGGCCUACAGAUGGUUCUUUGGACUUCAUGACUUUGUUUGUGCUCUGACAUGCACUGUCAACUAUGGGACCUUACAAAGACAGGUGUGUGCCUUUCCAAAUCAUGUCUAGUCAACAGAAUUUACCACAGGUGGAUGCCAACCAAGUUGUGGAAACAUGUGAAGCAUGAUGAGUGAUAACAGGAUGCACCUGAGCUGAAUUUUGAGUGUCAUGGCAAAUGUAGUGAUACUUAAAUAUAGACUAUGUUUACACACGCCCAGCUAUUUUCAUAAAUGGACAUUUCACACUUUCCGUUUACAAAAAAAAUGCGUGCACACCACUACAUUUUCACUGAUCUCUCUGAGUCAGUGUGUAGUUGUUUGCGCUCGCUAACAGGAAAGCCAAAGCGUAUCCGUUUGGGUGCGUUUCCGUAUAUUUACCAGCGCGUCGUGCGGAGUUUGUUUGCUCUGUUUGAUCAGUCAGGUUUGGGUGCGCUCCCUAUAAUCACCAGUGUAUCCAGCAAACUGCUUGGCAUAGUUUCCGCGAAGAAGAGUGGCGGACUCAGAGAUUAGUGGCAGUACCAAGCAAACGGAGGCAGCCUGACUCACCCAACAUGAAUAAGAAAAGAAGGAACUCGUUCCGAAAAAGGGUGUGAGUCCCGACUUCGGUUGUCUGGAGAUUCUUCGGAUUAAGAAAAUCCGACAAUGAUCAAAAAACAAUACUAUGCAGAGAGUGUCAUCCACGCCAUAUAAAAAAAUCGCCAGACUGGCCUGGCAUUUUGUUUGCAUAACACAAAUCUGAGUUUAAAGAUAUAAUGGAAAUGAAUAAAUGAGACAGUAUGGUUAUUUUCAAAAACAUACUGUGAUACAUACUGUUACUGUGAUAUGAAAUUACUCAUACCGUGAUAUAAGAUUUUGUUCAUACCACCCAAUACUAUGUGUAUAUAUGCUGUGAAGAGUUCCUCCUCUUCUUCCUCAUGUUGGGUGGGUCGAGCUGCCUCCGUUUGCUCGGUACUGCCACUAAUCUCUGAGUCUGCCAUGACCACCACCACUGAAGCUGUUUCUUCUUCAUUGAAACUAUGCCGAGCAGUUAGCUGGAUACGCUGGUGAUUAUAGGGAGCGCACCCAAACAAGAGCAUAUCAAACAUGUGGGUGGCAGUGUAGCGAGAAUCUCAAGCCCACAUUAGCCAAUCAGAAUCCCGCAAAGCAGCAACAAUAGCAAUGUCCCUUCCUUCUUUCCUGCACACAAUCUGCCGUCGGCUACCCAUAUCUCAGUUUUUCUCUGUUUACAUGCAAACGUGCAAACUUAGUUUUCCUAAAUCUCCACUCUAGCCGGAGUUUAUAAAAAACAUCACUUUCAGGGGCGAAUUUUCCAUUUGCGUCUGAACAAAUGGUGCAAACGAAGGUUAAUGUCUCUGUUUUUGAAAAUAACUGGGUAUGUAUAAAUAGGGCCAUAAGUACAUGUCAGGGCUUGACAUUUACUUUUUUCACAGGGAGCACAUGUGCACCUAAGUUGAAAAGUCAGGAGCACACAAAAAAACUUCAGGGGCACAAUGAAAAUUGAUCAAAUAAUGUGUUUUCCAUAAUAAAAUUGAUAUAUAGAGACAUUUACAUACAUUUAUUUAUUUAUUUUAUUUAUUUAUUUAUUUUUCAAAUUGUGAUAAUGGGUUGGAACCCUGGAAAGUAAAACAGAAUCCCCCCAAAUGUCUGCUCAGUCAGCUUAGAUACAAAGGAUGUCUCUGGUCCAGCAGCUUUUGUAAUCAGGUUGUCUGGCCUGCUUUGAGCUCAGCCAGCGGUCCACAGCAGGACUGGGAUCAAAUUGCCUUAAAUUGCUCUACUGAAGGCCCCUCUAAGCUGAUCCACAUCAGGUCUUCUGUUGUGAACACUCCAAAGCAGCUUCUUGUCGAGUUCUUGAUGCGGUUUUGUGCAGAUAAGCCUCUUUCACUCUGGGCUGCUGAAUAAGGGAGCACCAGCAUGAUCUGCACCAACUCCAGUAUGUUCAAAGAAAGGAGGUGUGUCUUAUUGGUCGAUGUAAGUACUAUUAUUUGAAAUCAAUUUUAGAUCAAUUGGUCACAUGACAUGGAAGCUAUUGAAGGAAAACAGCCUUUUUUGAGAACAUUAACCGGUAAUUUAUUGACGGUCCCUUAUUCAACACCUGACAUUGACAGCUAGGGUGCCGAGUAGAUUUAACCGCGCUGCUGUUGCUAUUCCUGGUUAUGGAAAAUGAGAAGACACCAGUAGAUAGCAGUGAAUGUCCGUUGAAUAUCCAACUUAAAACUCACUUCACAAUGGUAUUUACAUGAAAAAACAUUUGUUGCCUUGGCUGAUUUUUUUUAUGAACACGUGCCCUAAAUGCAUUUUACAAUUCGCACAUAUCUAUUCUUAGUCGCAUUGAGUAAAACGGUGGCACUGUCGAGCCUUGCAUGUUUCAGUUUUUUAUUUCCGUUAAAAGUGAAAUGUGAAUUAAAUCCAUUUUGGAAUGAGGCUGUAACACAAGAAAAUGUGGGGGAAAAAGGCACUGUCAAUACUUUCCGGAUGCACUGUAUGUUUGGCUGCAUUGUUUGCUGCCGUCAGCCCCAUCUGUCUCAAUAAGGCCAUCAACAGUCUGUUCAUAAAAAUUCCUGGCUGUAUAAAUGUCAUAAGUAUCAAUACUAUAUAGGAAAGGACUAAGUCAUGUACUCAAGUAGAAAGGAGAAAGAGAUAGGAAGAAAAAUGGCCUUUAAUCUGAUUUUUGAUGAAUAUUGAAAACAUUUACUUUAACCAACAUGACUUAUGAUUGUGAUUCCAAUUAUUAUUUUUUUUAAUCUGGUGAUGGUUUUUAUUUCCAGGUUUCCUCUCAUUUCAGAAGACAGUCAAUUAUCUCACACCUGUACCUGGUGGGAGGGAAGGGGAUCAGCAACAGUAGUUCUUGUGGAAAAGCUAACAACUGCUCUGGUUAAAACAUUUAUGGGGACUAUGAAUAAAAUGUAAAAUGUCAUGCAUCAGUUCCAGAGCCUUGUCCAGUCCCUGUGGUGGACAGGGAUGUUGUUCCUCCAGCAGUGGUUAAGGUGGUGGAUCUGGCCUUUGGGCGGGAACACAGCUUGGCCCUUUCAGCCCAGAACGAGCUCUGGGCAUGGGGCAGUGGCUGCCAGCUUGGCCUGGUUACCAGCACCUUUCCUGUAUGGAAACCUCAGAGAGUAAGUUUACUUCUAUGCACCUGACAAAUUCAUACUGAUGGGCUUUCUAAUGUAUUGGUACUACUACUCAGGUGGAGCACUUAGCAGGCAGACAUAUACUCCAGGUAGGUCCACAUUCUCAUAUCCUUACUGCCAAAUGAAAAUGAUAAAACAUACUUGUUCUGAGUCCAGAAACACUGUCUUAAUCUCUACAGGUGGCAAGUGGCGCGUACCACAGCUUGGCCUUAGUCCGCAGUUUACCUCGAAAAAAGGUCAAUACUAAGAAUCCCGAGAAGAGGGAGCAAAGCCAGUCUCUGCAGUCCUUUUUGACAGAGAGGGAUGAAUUAUUGGCAACUGACACUGGUCACUACUGUCCACUUGGAUUGGAGCUAACAAAAGCCAUGUCAUGGGAGGUAAACAUGGUCUGGGAAUGACAAACUCGAGGAAAAAAUGAGUGUCAAUAUUGCAGAAUCCAGAGGUUGACUUUUAAACUAGCCACCUUUGUAAUCAAGUAGCUCAGUAGCUUCCUUUACUAUGUCACAGCCCACUUUCAGCUGUUACUUUUGCUUAUUGAAGGGGUUUUGCCUCUGUGGUGUGGCUGACAUCCCUUUUGGUUUACAUUUCCAGACCCCUCCAAGAAGGAGAAGUUCCAGACCAAGGUUCCAACAGGGUGAAAUGCCACCUGGCAGUAUCACUUCUACCAAGCUUGAGCUACAUGAACACACUGACCAACUUACUCAAGUAGACAGCGGCCACUUGUCCCGCUCCCUGCCUGUCUGUACUAAUAAGGAAUCAAAUUUCCCAUAUGACAUGGAGCUUCAGGGUCUUGUCCAGAAAAACUCAAGAUACCUAUUGGACUGCAGUGUAGGGCCCGGAGACAACAACUCACUGAGCAGUUACACUUCAGGUUAGAAAUCAGUUUUGGCUUCAGAGACCUCUUUGAUUGUUAAAUUACAUGUUAAAUUAUUUUCAGAUGAUUUUUUCAGAGCUUUUUAUGGCUGUUUUUUUGUUUGCCUGCUGUAUUUUUCCUUUGUUUUUACCAUUAAUCUCCUCAGAAGACAGCUGUGUUUCUUCAAUUCCACCUCCUGAUCUUUUCACUGCCAGUUACAAAGAUGACUUAGCAAUUAAAAGCCAAACAAACAGGUAAGAAUUAGAUCAGUUAGCAUUUAAGAACUGAUUUAGUGUAUCAGUGAUAUCGCCAUAUGUUUAAUCACAGGGUAAAAACUAAUGGUCAUUUUAUUUUAGGAAUGCAGAUACAGUGUAGGUCAGGAUCAUGGUGGUAUGUGGAAAAGUAUGUAUCUGCUGCUUUGUAUUUCAUCCUAAACUCUACAGUAACAGUGGAGAGGCCUGGCCAUACUCCUCCUCCCCAACAUGUUUGGAAGAAGUUCAACUUUUUCUCGCGGCAGAGAAGCGGGCGUUACAGGGGCAGAAGAGCUCGAGUCUUACAAAUAUAAAUCAGAGGGGGAAAGCCGUACACAGGAGACGCUCCCUGCCAGGAACUCCCGCACGUGGUAGGAAUCAUUUAGAUUAGAUUAAAGUAAAUUAAAAAAGAUUAGAUUAGAUAAGAUUAAAUAAAAUUUGAUCAGAUUAAUAUAUUAAUAAUAAUACUUGAUUCUUGAUAUGACUUUAUUUAUCCUUUUGGGAAGGUUUCCUCAAGGAAAUUGAAAUUCCAACAGCAUAUUUACAGAAAAGAAAAAAGUAUAAUCAAUCGUACAAUAUAUAUAAAGAUUUAAUAACAACUUACUAACAUUUGCUCAUUUAACCCCUUUCAAGGCUAAGAUGUUAAUGAUAAUACUUGACUCUGCCGUAUUUAGUCAUUUAGUCUUGGCCAUAAGCCAAGUUAAUUGUGAAAAGUAAAAGAAGUCUUUCACUCUAAAGUGUAACAAUAGUUGGUUGCAUGCUUUAAAGAUGUUUAUUUGUAUUUGACUUCAAGGAAAAUACACAAAAUGUACAUUAACCAACAGUAAAUGAACUUCCUUUCACAAGCCAGGUUAGCUGUCCUCUUGCAUGUUAGCGUAACUGCUGGCUACAUCUUUAUAUUAAGGGUGAAGUUAUGUGAUGUGGAGAUUUUUCUCAUUUAGCUCAAUUUUCAAAGUCAAGUUUAUCUUAAUGUCUAAGACCGAUGAAAGUCUACACUUUAACCACGGAGCAGGAAAUGUUAUGUUUAACAUGUUUAACACACACUGAUGGCAAAGGCUGCUCAGUUUGAGUCCAUCAGUUUGACUAAUUCCAUUCACACACGGCUGGGCGAAGCCUACAAGGGCAGUUGGGGCUUAAGGGUCUUGCCCGAGGACAAUUUGGCAUGUGGAUAGCAGGACCUGGUAUUGAACCCCUGACCUUCCAGUUAGGAAACAACAACUGUACUACUGACCCACAACAGCCCCCUACUAAGAUGAACACAAAUGAUGUCCUUUUAUAUUGUGCACUCCGACAGUAUCUCAAAUGUACUAGUUUUAAUGGUUUAGUUAAGUAGCACAAUGCUGUCAAGUGGGUUUACCAUGAGAAGAUCUGUUCCCUUUCAGGGUCCCCUAGACAACAAAGGGCUUGUGCUUGCAUGUCAUCCUCUGUUUGUCAAAACCACACUGUGAUGUCGGACAAUGCUGGAGAAGAGCUGCCAUCUCUGGAGACUGAAGUAUGGAGCUGGGGCCGUGGGUCUGAAGGGCAACUGGGCCAUGGAGAUCAGCUCGCAAGGUCUGGUCUCAAUCACACACUUACUGUAGAUAUGCACCCACUACUUAUCAUCAGAUCAUGAAAAAUACACCUGUGCAGUCUCCUGUGUUUACAAACUGUUACUCUGUGUGUGUGUGUGUGUGUGUGUGUGUGUGUGCGUGUGUGCGUGCGUGUGUGUGUGUGUGCGUGUGUGCGUGCGUGUGUGCGUGCGUGUGUGUGUGUGCCCAUUUGUGUCCAGACUUCAGCCUCUAUGUAUCGAGUCCCUGACAGGUGAGGAGGUGAUCAAAGUGGCUGCUGGUUCACACCAUUCUCUGGCUCUCACUGCCCACUGUCAGGUGGGUCAGAGACACAGCACGAACACAUGUUAACACUCAAAUGUACAGUACAGGCCAAAAGUUUGGACACACCUUCUCAUUCAAUGUCUUUUCUUUAUUUUCUUAUAUGACUAUUUACAUUGUAGAUUAUCACUGAAGGCAUCAAAACUAUGAAAGAACACAUGUAGAAUUUUGUACUUAUAUAAACAUGUUUUAUAUUCUAGUUUCUGUAAAGUAGCCACCCUUUGCUCUUGAUGACAGAAGUACUUAGUGACGUAAACCUGACAAGGCACACCAGUGAAGUAAAAACCAUUUCAGGUGACUACCUCAUGAAGCUCAUUGAGAGAACAGCAAAAGUUUGCAGUGCUAUCAAAAAAGCAAAGGGUGGCUCCUUUGAGGAAUCUAAAAUAUAAAACAUGUUUUCAGUUAUUUCACACUUUUUUUUAAGCACAUGAUUCCACAUGUGUUCAUUCAUAAUUUUGAUGCCUUCACUGAGAAUCUACAGUUUAAAUAGUAAUGAGAAUAAAGAAAAUGCGUUGAAUGAGAAGGUGUGUCCAAACUUUUGGCCUGUACUGUAUGAUCCUAAUCUUCACCUUAUAUUUCACAGGUGUAUUCAUGGGGUAGCAACAUGUGUGGACAGCUUGGUCAUGUCAACAGUUCUGUCACAAUUCCUCAACUUGUGAAGGUGUGGAACAUGUCAUUCAUUUAAUCAGUGCUUUAUCAAAGUUACAGUUUAUAAUUUGUUUGGUGUGAGCUGCUUACAUUGGAUAUAAAAAGUCUACACACCCCUGUUCAACUGCCAGGUUUUAGUGAUAUAAGAAAAUGACAGCAAGAUAAAUAUAUUUCCACCUUUAAUGUGACCUAUAACCUGUACAAUGCAAAAUUGAAAAACAAACUGAAACCUUUUAAGGGGAAAAAUAAAAAAUAGAAAAGUAAAAACAACCUUGUUGCAUAAAUAUGCACACCCUUAAACUAAUACUUUGUUGCAGCACCUUUGGCUUUUAUUACAGCACUCAGUCUUUUGGGGUAGGAGUCUAUCAGCAUCUUGGCACAUCUUGAUGUGGAAAUAUUUGCCUCCAAAUCUGACAGAUUGCGAGGGCAUCUUCUAUGCACAGCCCUCUUCAGAUCACCCCACAAAUGUUCGAUGGGAUUUAGGUCAGGGCUCUGGCUGGGCCGUUCCAAAGUCUCAAUCUUAUUACGGUGAAGCCAUUCUUUUGUUGAUUUAGAUGUGUGCUUUGGGUCAUUGUUGUGCUGUUGUGCUAUCAAAGCCCGGCUUAAUAUUGAAAUCUCGCAAAUGCAUGUGGGAAAAUGUGUUAUGGUCUGAUGAAACCAAAGUUGAACUUUUUGACACAACUGCAAAAGGUAUAUUUGGCGCAAAAUCAACACUGCUCAUCACCAAAAGAACACCAUAUCCACAGUGAAGCAUGGUCGUGACAGCAGCCAGUACUACACAGUCAGUACUUGCCAGAAAUUCCUGCAGCUCCUUCAGUGUUGCUGUCGGCCUCUUGGUAUCCUCCCUGACCAGUUUUCUUCUUGUCUUAUCAUCAAUUUUGGACGGACGUCCUGUUCUUGGUAAUGUCACCGUUAUUUUCUCCACUUAAUGAUGACGGUCUUUACUGUGUUCCAUGGUAUAUCUAAUUCCUUGGAAAUUUUUUUGUAGCCCUCACCUGACUGAUAUCUUUGAAUAAUGAGACCCCACUGAUGCUUUGGAAGCUCUCUGCGGACCAUGGCUUGUGCUGGAAGAUGUGGCUACAAAAAUGUCAGAAAAGGCUUUUAGAACAGCUGAACCUUAUUUGGAGUUGAUCAGAGGCACUUUAAUUGGUGACAGGUGUGUGCUGACUCCAAUUUAACCUGAGUUUGAAUGUUAUUGGUUAAAUCUGAACACAGCCACAUCCCCAGAUAUUAAAGGGUGUGCACACUUACGCAACCACAUGAUCUCAGUUGUUUAUUUUUACUUCACCUCCCUGAAAGAUUCCUGUUUGUUUUUCAAUUGUGUUGUACAUGUUAUAGGUCACAUUAAAGGUGGAAGAAGUUGUGAAAUUAUUCAUCUUGAUUUAAUUUUUUUACAUGACAAAAACCUGGCAGUUGAACAGGGGUGUGUAGAAUUUUAAUAUCCACUGUAUAUUAAUGCAAUGAGAAAAUAAAAGAGAAAGAAUGAGGCAUUAUUUAGGCUAUUGCACUCCAGUUAGAAUGGAUUUAUACACAGUAAAAAAAAUAUGACUUAACAUUUUACCAAAUGAGCCUACAUGAAAGCCUGUAAAUCUCCUAAUUGCACACUGUUUUUUUGUUGAUGGGCCACUCUAGCUGUCUGAUCAUCUCCGAGUUUGGGACAUCUCAGCAGGUCAGAGUCAUUCCCUUUUUCUCGCUGAUGGAGACUGUGUCCAGCCAGUCCUGCUGUACUGUGGUCAGCAACUCCAGCCAAUGUCAGUGCAGAAUGAGAGGUUAAAGAAAGGUCAAAGGUCAUGUCAGAGGUCACCCAACAGAGCAGAGAGUUAUACAAUUAGACCUACUCUGCUGCCUUUCUGCACGGAGGUUCGUAUACGUAUGUUCGUAUAUGUAAUAUUGAUGCUGUUCUGAGCAUUAUUUGUGCCUAUAGAGUGGCGUUUUGGUUGAGGUUUGUGUGUGGCUCCUCAGACCGCUGUGUAUUGCUAUCGUGCGGUUGUUACCAAAGUUGGUGUAACUAGAGAAGCAAGCGGUCGGCAACAUUCAUCUCUCGAGGGGGUGUCUAACUCUCUGUGUUACGGUGUGUUUGACCCUAAAUUAAUUGUACGCCGGAAUAUCCCUUUGACAAAGUAACCAAAGAGCAUGGUGGGCUACCGUUAUAACCCCACCUCAUGUUGGCAGCUGCAAUCUUACCUAAACCAAAUUUAAUUUUGCCCCUAUGGUACACUUUCACCCCAAUGAAAAAUUAGGGAAACCCAGCUAAUUUAGGCAAGGAAAUAUUAAAAGUGUGUGAAAAGCCAAGGAUUCCUUUCAAACAGGGAAACACAUCAAGUUACCUGAGCACGUUACCAUUCAGCUAUCAUGGCUAGGCUGCUGCCCUCUCCAGCAGAAAGAUGCAGAGCUUGCUAUAGCCCGGUGAACAACAAAAUAAAUAAUAAUGAUAAUAAUAAUGCAGAAACUUUAAAGAAAUAGAACUUGAACUUGAAGGGGGGUAUAACAAAAACUGCAAAAUUACAAAAGUGGACUCCAUACUGCAUGUAUGCAAAGUUUCAAAUCACCAGGUAAACGUAUGUUGUCAUAAUCUUAGAAAAUAGAUGUAAACUGCUCAAAUUUAGGACAAACGCCCCAAAAUUGGAACGGCCUGCGUCCAACAGCAUGUGAAGUGACACCCACAGCAGAGCAGUGUAACCACGAGGGGUGGGAAUCUUCAGGCACCUCACAAUUGAUUACAGUAAUAUUGAGAAACAGUGUGAGGAAUUUAUUUCUGUUAUCUUUUUUAAACCAAUAGAAAUGUGUUAACUGGAAAGUUACAACUGCAUUGUUGAGAACAAGAGGUAGCUAUAUCCUUGCCGUGUGACAUAUCUUGAAUUACAAAUAUGAAAAAAAAGUCCUUGAUUACAUAUUUAAGAACAAAUGUGAACUAAAUCUUACUUUUAUUUGCAAUAUAGCAUUCAGACAAGACAAAAUACCAAAAUUAAUGACAGCAUUUUGUAGAAAAUAUGUAACAUAUAGAUCUGUUAUGGCAGCCCAACAAAAGUUUCAAGCAAAAAUGUGAACUUAUGUACCAGCAGCUCAACAAUAGUGAUUUCAAAUUUUAGUGAACAUUUAACAAAAAAAAGCUGCCCUUAUUUACAAAUACAAUAUUUGCUUCUGUACCAGCAGCUCAACAAUUAAACUUUCAAACGUAAGUAAACAAGUAACCGCUGCCCUUACUUACAAAUGAGUUGGACCUCAAUUUCAAACAAUAUCCUGAGCACAGGAUUCUUCAGGCAAAACAUAAUAAUGAAAAUCCUUUUUAAAAUAGCUCUCAAUGGGUGGAAUAGCAUUGGAAUGGAAUGUUGUAUCCCAGUGUGUUGGUUUAACAGGUGUUGGGUUAACUGGUGACACUCCGACAGAUGUUCAAGGAGUGUGGCUCUUAAGGACCUUUGUUUACAUUCUGCAUAACAUUCAUCGACCAAUUACACCACUUGCUACUGUAUCAUCAAUUUAUAGGGCCUUUUGAGGCCUGUGUUACUGUGAGUAGCACUCACAGUACCACAUACGGUAUGAAAUUGUCUGUGGAAUGUGUUAAACUACAGCAUAAGGUCAAGGGUACUCCACAUGUUACCUGCGUUUACUCUUUACAGUAUGUACACCUCGCUUGUUGGUCGCAUCCAAUGUGUUUGUUAACGUCUUCACACAUUAUGAUCCUAGUUGUAAAUAAGUAGAAACUUAACGCUUGAUGUCAACGGCGAUGUAUUGCUAGUAAUAUCCCUUUCUUAAAUGUGGAACAGCGUCUGCUGUCACCACUCGUACUAAUUGCAGACAACGUAAAAUCAAACCGUGGAUCACCGCGAUCCGUCUUAGUGGACCAGCCAAUUGUACUCUUCAUUGUGAUCAUCACUGAUCGGUGGAUUUGGGAUAAUUUGCACAUGAAGGCCCAUAAACACAGUGAAAUCAGACAAAAAGGUCAAAGGGAUGCGUUAAAAAUACACUGGACAGAGGUCUUCUUUGAGGCGUGUUUGGGGUUGUUGUUGUAGAUAUAGAUAUAUGUGUAUAUGUAUAGAUAUAUAUGUAUAUAUAUAUAUAUAUAUAUAUACACUCACCGGCCACUUUAUUAGGUACACCUGUCCAACUGCUCGUUAACACUUAAUUUCUAAUCAGCACAAGCUCAUCGAAAUUGGACAAUAGAAGAUUGGAAAAACGUUGCCUGGUCUGAUGAGUCUCGAUUUCUGCUGCGACAUUCGGAUGGUAGGGUCAGAAUUUGGCGUCAACAACAUGAAAGCAUGGAUCCAUCCUGCCUUGUAUCAACGGUUCAGGCUGGUGGUGGUGGUGUCAUGGUGUGGGGAAUAUUUUCUUGGCACUCUUUGGGCCCCUUGGUACCAAUUGAGCAUCGUUGCAACGCCACAGCCUACCUGAGUAUUGUUGCUGACCAUGUCCAUCCCUUUAUGACCACAAUGUACCCAACUUCUGAUGGCUACUUUCAGCAGGAUAAUGCACCAUGUCAUAAAGCUGGAAUCAUCUCAGACUGGUUUCUUGAACAUGACAAUGAGUUCACUGUACUCAAAUGGCCUCCACAGUCACCAGAUCUCAAUCCAAUAGAGCAUCUUUGGGAUGUGGUGGAACGGGAGAUUCGCAUCAUGGAUGUGCAGCCGACAAAUCUGCGGCAACUGUGUGAUGCCAUCAUGUCAAUAUGGACCAAGCUCUCUGAGGAAUGCUUCCAGCACCUUGUUGAAUCUAUGCCACGAAGAAUUGAGGCAGUUCUGAAGGCAAAAGGGGGUCCAACCCGUUACUAGCAUGGUGUACCUAAUAAAGUGGCCGGUGAGUGUAUAUAUAUAUAUAUAUAUAUAUAUAUAUAUACUACAGGCCACUACAAGUUUGGGAGCAAGGCCAUUACAGGCCGAACAGUUGGGAGUAACUUUAAGUUUUUGUUUACAAUGCUUUUCUUAAAAUCCAGCAUGAGUUUUAUGUAUUUUGGGAUGUAUUUACUCCAUGAUCAGAUGUUGCUUUCAUGGGAAUGCACCAUUUUAUUCCAUUUACCUUCAGAUAUACAUUGAUGUUAACGGAUCAUUGCUAAAUAUAUGUCAGCAAAAGAUAAUAAGGGCUUAGUUUUAGGGUUGAAAACAUUUGCAAGAGUCACAACUUCAGUGCAAAAGCAAAAAAACAAAUCACAGUUGGAUUAUUCACUUCAACUUUUUGGCUUUUGAGAGUCUGCAGACAAAAAUCCUAAUAAAUCUCAACUGCGUUCAAACUACCGCAAAAAUGGAAGCAACUGAGUAAAGAAACAAAAGAACAGAUUUGUACAUUGAGAAAAGAAGGAUACACAGAAAGAGAAAUUGCAAAACGCCUAAAGGUGUUUAACAAAGGAGUCCACUGCACUCUGAAGAGACUAGAGGAACCUGGAAGUUAUGAUGAUAGAAAAAGACCUGGACAAAAGAGGAUUACUACAAAAGCAGAGGAUAAACAUAUUAUUGUCAUCAGGAAGAGAGAUCAGCGAAAAACAGCAAAAUAAGGGAGGAGAUCAACAUGACAAGGUUGAAACCCAUAUCUCUGACAACCGUGAAAUGAAGUUUGAAAAAGGCUGGUCUGAAGGGUUGUGUAUCUGUAAAAAUAACACUACUUCGUCCACAGAACAAGAAAAAAAGAUAUGAGUGGGCAAAAGCUCACAAAAAUUGGACCUAUGAUGACUAGAAACAAGUUUGCACUAUUUGGUUCAAAACGCAGAGUCUAUGUCUGCAGACAAACUGGUGAACGUCUGAAAGCACCAUGUGUUACACCCACAAUUCAGCAUGGAGGUGGUAGUUCCAUGGUAUGGGGAUGUUUUGCAGGUGAUGGAGUAGGAGAUUUGUUUGGGGUAAAGGUUAUCAUGAAGAAGGAAAAGUACCACUCCAUCCUCCAGCACCAUGUUGUUCCUGGACUCAGACUUGUGGCUCAUAAGUUUUUGCAGUAAGACAAUGACCCGAAGCACUCUGCCAAGCUCUGUCAGGGUUACCGAGACAAAAAAGAAGAGGAAGGUGUUCUUCAAAAGAUGGUUUGGCCCCCUCAGUCUCCUGACCUCUCUCCAAUUGAGCUUGUGUGGGAUGAAUUGGAUCGAUCGGUCAGAAAAACGCGUCCCAUGAAUCAGCAGUCUCUUUUUAAUGAACUUUUUUAAUGAAUCCCGAGAACAUACCUUAAAAAAACUGCUAAGCUGUUGUUAAAGCGAGGUUACUUUAAAGAAAGCAAAGUCUAAGCAACAAUAACUCAAAUACCUAAUAAUUAUAGUCAAAAUGUCUUCUAAGUUACUCUUUACACAAUAGUCAUGUUUAUUGUGUUGCAAAUUAUAUAUAUGAAACUAUGAUCUUUUUUUGUACAAAUCUGAUCUUGCUUCCAAACUUUUGGCCUGUAGUGUAAAUAUACAUUAAUACAUACAAAUAUGUAGAAAUAUAUAAAAGGACAUAUUCAAAGACAUAGCUAAAUCAAUUAUUUUUUUAUACACCACCGUGAAAAAUGCAAGGCUUUUUUUUUUUAUCUAAAAAUCUAAAAAUCAUGUCAAGCUAUUAAUGAGGUAUCAGAAGUAUAGAGUCUAAAAAUAUGCAUGAUACUCCCAUUCAAACUUCACAUCUUUCUUUUGGGUGUCUGUACAUUUAGGUGGGUUACAGUAGCAGUGUGUGUUGUGGUGGUUCAAGCUGUGCAGUAUUGGCAGACCAGAAUGUGAUGGGUUUCAUCUCAGCCAUCCAUGAGCUGGCCUCCAGAGAGAGACAGUUUUUCUGCUGGUCAAGCAGCAUCAAGAAACUUCUCCUCACACCGCUACGCAGCAGAGGUCAGAGAUUUGAUUAAACUGUCCUCGCUCUGUAAAUCAAAUUCUGCCUCUUUUACUGGUUUUAAAAAUGUGCAGUUGAAUAUUUUCCUUCUAUAUCUAAAUACAGUGAUGACUUAGAAAUAUUGGCUCAAUUUCGGCAAGUCUUUUGUGCUGUAGUGGUGCGUACAUAAACUGAGUGAAUGUGUGUGCUUGUGCUCUCCUUCUCAGAGAGUGUCUGUCCAUCAUUAGGGGAGCCACAUACUCAUCUCUUCUUUUGUCUUCAUGAGAGUUUCAUCCGUCUUAGCCUCCUGAUUGGUCGUCAUUCCACGUCACUCAGCUACUUCCUGCACAAUGUGCAAAGACUGGAUGUCACUUCUCUUCCUCUGCUGAUGCACACUGAGCACUUUGUGGACUUUUAUAAAGAGUAAGUGUGUCUCACAAAAACCCGUACUUCAGUCAUUCACAUAUGUUCAUGAGCUGCUAGUUUAUUAUAUUUACUCUUUUUUGGUCCCCCUGCUUUUAUACAAUUGGUUGAAUAUAUUUUUUACCCAGUGUCCCUUUUCUUGUUUUUCAGGUUGCUGUCAUUUGCAUUGUGUUCAUUUCAUUUCUUGUGGAACAAUAUGUAAUUAUUUUACAGUAACUGUGAAUUUACUUUUACAACACAAAUCAUUUCCAAGGCACAACAUAUUUGUCAUAUGCUUUGGCAGUUAAUAAAUACAAGUGAGGUCUGGUUAUACACCAGCCUUUUAUUCUUACAAUAUUAACACCCACGGGCUGUCUACUAUAUCAGCACUCCAUGACUAUAUGACUUUGUUUCUGUGCACACAUUUUAGUGAAGUUUUUACGGAAUGCAAACAUGAAAAAUGAAGUUCCACUAACCAUUGGUGUUAGAAUUAAGCUUUAUUGCCUUGUAUAAGACAAACAAGGGAGGAGGCAUGUUAAAUGGAAUAAUUAAAAAAGGACAUUGUAAUGGUUCUUUAAAAGUAUUGACUGGAAAAAAACUCUUAACUGGAGCCUCUUCCUCUCGUUGGAUCUUCAGGUAUUGUUCUUCAGUCUGUGAUUUCCAGGUGAUGGGUGGAUUCCAGGCAUUAGAGAAACUCUCACUGUGAGCAUAUGUAAUUUUUCUUGCGUUGUUCUUUGAGUAGUUUGUCUUACCUAGCGGGGUUUUCCUCCCAAGAUGUAAAUGAAUGAGAUAAAACUGAAUUUUAUUGCAGAAAGCUACAAUGGCAAUGAUCCUCAAUGACUACUCUUGACUAUAUUGUUUAAAAAAAUAAUGUUUAGUCCUGGUGAUCAUGACCCGGCUCAUGGUAAACCAUCGGUUCCUCUGUUUAUUUUAUUAAGAUCAAACAGUACCCAUAAAAGGCCUUACCACCAGUCUGUGAAGAAAAAAAUAUUAAACAGCAUGCCAACAGUGGGGGUGAAAAACUGCACAUACAUACACAUGCAGUGCUUUAUUUCCUUUUGGUUUUUCUUUCUGUCUUUAAGUGAAUGUUUAGGCUCUCAGCAGGCUGUGCUGGCUCAGCUGAGUGUGCCGGACCAAUCUGCUGGUGGGGAGGUUGAUCUGGGUUCACUGUUAUACUGGCCACUGCAGCAGCUCCACCAGUACAGCAGAGUCCUACUCAAACUGGCAGCCUGUUAUGAUGUGGUGAGGCUAAAUUUCCCCCUCAGUCAGUGUGCUUCUUUCUGUUUUUUCCCUUAUCUGAACUUUUUAUGUUCCUCCUUUUUUCAUGUGUUUACCUUUCUUACUACAUUUCAGAAGAUCUCAAUUUCCUGUGAUUGAGUAAUUCUGGGUAUUCAAAAGCACAGCUACAAUUCUCUCCUUUUACUCUGUUUUUUGUCUAUAUGCAACAGAUGGUAAGGGUACUUACAUGAGAUGCCAAUUGUUCCUGACUGAGUCAAGACUUGCCAUACUGGGAAUUAGAACAAACUGCUGUCCUGUAGCUGCUUCAGAGCUGCAGAUUAGAGAGGCUUUAAGACUGUUCCAACAAUCUCUGGACAUGUUAAUCUGUUCUUCAAAUUAAAUAUCUGUAACAGAAAAGGGGCACAACAAACUGAGAUCCUCCCUUUGAUUCUCUGUAGGGUUUUAGUUACCACCACACUCUCUCUCUGCAUCUUUCUAGGCGGUGCCACGAUCCUCACAUCUUAUUGUAACUUCAUGGUUUUUGUUUGCCCAAGGUCUGAAAAUAAAAUGGAUUUGUUUUAAAUAUCCGGUAUUCUUCCUUGUCCUCUUGCUUUUUCUCCCUCCUACAGUUAACUACAGAGUAUCAAUCCCUCCAUCAGGGCUGUAGUCAGUAUGAAUCCCUGUCUCUGUUGCUGACCAAAAGGAAAAAAGAAGCUAAAACCACCCUCCUCUUUUGGACGGACCAUUCAGGAAAACCCAGUGUGAGUACGACUACAUCUGGGCUUCUUAAAAUGUUUUUUUUUUCUCUGAUUCUGCAUAAUGUGAUGCAAGUAAAGCUAAUGUAUUUGUGAUAAAUCCUCACCCUUUCAUUUAUCAAACACAACUGUCUGUGUGUUUCUUUUUAAUGAGGUAUGGGAGGUUGGUAUAUUUAAGUAACUGAAGACCAAAUCAAACUGUAGAUGAGUUGCUGCUAUAUGGAGUGUAUUUCAUUUCUCAGUGAGAAACAGCAGCUUUUGUGAAAAUGUGCCAAAAAGCUGUGAUAUUUAACAAGAGGCAUAUAGACCUAACCAAGAAAAUAUAAAUGUAAAAGUGUUGAUAGACUGAGGAAUGUGUUUUCAUUAAGGCAUCAUGAUCUUUCUCUGGAUCGACUUUCAGGCAAAUGGGGCAGGAAUUCUGUCAGAGUGUACAGCAAGAUUAAUGUUAGUCAUAAAAAUGUGUACGUUUGGUCAUCAGGAGGUCCUGCGUCUCCCAAAACGCCGUGUGGUGUGCGAGAGCAGAAACAGGUCCCUGACUCUGCAGAAUGCUGGACGGUUCUCCAACCACUGGUUCAUACUGUUCAAUGAUGCUCUGGUGCAUAUGCAGGUACUCCUAUGCAAACACUUAACUCUGUGUAUAUCUGCUUCCUUUUGCUUUUGCCAUGUUUUACAUACAUGGUUAAUCUUUCUUGUAUCUUCAAUCACUCAGGGUGCCAUUCCCUCACAGAGCCUUGUGAGUAUAUUUGACAAUAGCUUACCUUUCCUGCAACCAGCAAACCUGUUCAACUACACUAAGCUUUGUGCUGCAGCAGCAUGGGGGUCUGGCCUCUAUUACACUGACAGGUUUACAAGGAUAAAGCUACACUGUAACACAGGACGUUAAAAUAUUAAAGGGUCUGAACAACCUCAUACAAGUUGAGAUUUACUCUGCUUGGAGGAGGCAUGCUAGUAUUUAGAACAGUCAAGUUAGGUUACUUAAACUACACUAAUUCUUAUCAAUCUUCAUUUGAUGCAACCUUUGAUAUGACUUCUGUCCUGUGUUCACAUUUUCUUUCAUAUUGACCUGAUGGCUUAAUCUGAUUUUAAGCUGUCAACUGCUGUUCAUGGGGCUGUAACUUUGAACAUGUUAACAGCACUGGCACCAGUUAAUCAGUGGUGAAAACAAAUUAGGUAAGAGUUUGAGUAGCUUGUAGUGGUAGGCAAUAUAUAUCGCCUACGAUACUGCCGUAAACAUUGCUUUGACAAUGUGCAUUUUUAAGUUAUCGAGUAUUCAUAUUGUCUCAAAACGAAAACAAAUGGACGGUGCAUUUAAGUCCUCAUUCUCUGAAUGCAUGCCUCAGAAGCCAAUCAGCAGACAAGAUUCAGUCACGUGGCGAAGUGGCAACCAAAACAUAACAUGGUCUCACAUGGAGAUAAGAUGCAAGAGUCUCCCAUCCCAGGGGUUGAUUUAAUAGCGAAACAUGGUUCCACGCUCCUAGCCUGAAUAUGGUUGGGGUUUGACAAGACUGAUGUAGGUCAAAAUACCAUGAUCUGUAAGACAUGCCGAAAAAUGGUUGCCAUGAAGAGCAGCUCAACAACAAAUCUGUUCCACCACUUGCAAAUGAAGCAUGCAAAAGAGUAUGAGGAGUAUGUAAAACUUUGCAACUCCACAAGCACAACUACCGCUAAAUUGGUUGUUGUAACACAGUGUGUAGUGACUGCUCAAUGACACUACUGAGCAGUCAUUACACACUUCAUAAAAAUGGAAAACACAAACCUCAGGAUAUGAAACUGUAGAGAUUAUUGUUCACAGUGAGCUGAAGGAUUUUUUUUAAUCCUCUAUGAAUUAAGUGCCUGUGCACAGUAAAAAUAAAUUAAAAUAUGAAUGAGAAGCACAUUACAGUGUGAACCACAAUAACAAACUCAAGUGCUUACAGUAUCUACAAUCAUUUAGCCACAGCGUCAUGUCGACGUGCUGGGUCAGGCCACAGGACUUUAUCUACAUUACAGGCCCUAUUGACCAUGUAACGUGGAAAAACCCCUCUGAAGUGCGCCACAAAUGUGAUCAAUUUUGAGUAAUUGUGUUUAAGCUGUGACAUCUGCGCUUUAAAUAUGAUCAACUUUUGCUACCUGUGCUCACCACUAUGCAACACAAGUGCAUCACAGUCCACAAUAUGUUUAAGUAAGAGAGAAUGUGUCCAAGUUUUGUCUAACCAGGUGAAAAGUGCAUAUAGCUUAAAGAGUGACUGAUUCAAUCAAUGGGUUCAUGUCACUGAGCAUUUGAUUUGGUCCAUGCCUAUCAUUAUAUUUUUAGUCAAGUGUUAAUUCUGCAUUGAAAUUAUUCACAUAUAAUAUUAGAAUAUUUAUGAAAAAAUCAUGGAUUAAACUGUUUUGCAGCAUUUGAACACAGGGUCUAUUAACAUUUGUUUGCUCCCACAUUCACUACAGCCCUUUUUGUCCUGAGUUUAAGUCAAAAGUUUGACAUACUGACAGGUAUUCACAAAAUAUACAAACUGUUAAUCUGUUUCCACCUGCAGUUCUCCACACAUCAUGUCUAUCCUCUGACCUGUCUGUGGGUGAAACCAGUGACAGAUGACAGCAGUGAACUGUGAGUUGGUUGUUUUACAACAAGUACUCAAAAUGACUAAAGUAACAUAGCAGUUCUGUGGGUGAGGGAUUAAGACAAUAAAAAUUGAUGAUCAUACUGGUGAUAAUAAACUAAAAAUUAGACAUCUUCAUGUCCAGAGCUGUACAGCUGUAGCCUUACCCUUGUUUCCUUAUCUCACAAAGAUGGGCCCAGUCUUAUGUAACCCAAAGUUUUAAUAGACACAUUCCAGCAGUCAUAUUAGGUCAUUGGUUUCAAGCUGAAACAGGUCCAGAAAACAGCAAACAUAACAGCUUUCAUUCUGUUUACACUCAGCUUGAAACAAACAACUCUUUAACACCAAAAAGUCCUGUUUAUAGAACUUUUUCCCUAACACACCUUUUUGAUGAAUUCCACUUUUUUUUUUUACUCUACUACACCAUCUUGAGGCUACUAUCAAGUGUUUCAAGGCACCCCUGCAGUACUGGGUAGUCGGCCCCAGUGGUUAUCUGCUUCAUGGAUGACACUGGUCUAUAAUGAAACUAUUAUUAAGAGUGAGUGUCUGCCAGAGUGAAAAGAGGCUUUUUAACAACACAACACAAGCUGAGAUAAAGCGUUACUUAGAAUAUAUUUUUAGGGCUUGUUGUCACCCCUGUGGUACGUGUACUAACUUCCUAAAACAUAAUGAAAGCAGUUAUCUCUUAUGCUGGCUCAUUUUUGCAAAACUUCAGUGAAAUAGAUUUAUUGAUUUUUGUGUCUCUGUUGUGUGUCUAUAGCUGUGCCAUUAAAAUUACAUGCCCAGAGGAGAGUUUCACCCUCGUAGCAUCGACACCACAAGAGAAGGUACAGUUAGUGUUGUAUACACUCAUUUAGCCAUUUAUUUCUUCCUCAAGCUUGAACUGAAGCUGCAGUUUAAAAAUCAAAUGUUUUCAUGCUCAGGCCCUCAAACAUUGGCUUUGGCUUUCUGUCUUAACUGUAAUGUAUUAGGUAUUUUAGAAUAUCUUAACAUCAUUUGGUGCACAGUGUUCAAGCACACUUGAAAAUUAUCAUCCUUGUCCAAGUAUUCUCUGUAUUCUCUUCUUUAAAACUUCACAAAUACUUUCUCUCUCUGUCUUUUCAGAACAAGUGGCUGCAAUAUUUGAACCAGGCACUGGAUCAAGCUCUGGGUGGUGGAGGUCAGGGAUCAUCUCCGGGUUUUACAGCAAUGUCUCGUACUGCUUCCUACAAGUUCACUGGAGAGGGACGGUUCAAAGAUGCCCAUUACAGCGGGGGCUGGCUGGUAGGACAAGUUCAUGGCAGGUUAGAGUUCAUGUUCGUGUAUCUCUUUUAGUGCAUGCUUGUGUGUGUAUGCCUGUAUUGUUAACACAAAUAAAGGCAUGAGUGAAACGCUAAACCUGUUGAAUUGCCUGCUUGUAUUGAAGUUUGGGCUUUACUUUAGCAUCUUGAGUGUUCUAAAUGCACCACAGGGAUGCAUUUUAACAAUGAAUUUUGUUGAAUUUUAAUAUGUAAUAGAACUGACUCUCUGUAGAAAGCUGAUAAAGUGCGAAAUGCGUUUCCCUUUACAGAGGCACCAUGAAGUGGACAGAUGGAAAGACCUAUAGCGGUAACUUUAAGAACGGACAGGAGGAUGGGUGAGUACUGGACCCAUCUCUCUACCCUGUGAUCAGAUCAUAAGAUGGUUUUGUACAGAAACAGAAUUAUGAAAUCAUCGGUGACUUGAACUGGAAACAUUUCUGUGUAUUUUUUCUUUUUUUGUCAUUUAAGCUUUGGACAGUGUAUAAUACCCAAUAAAACACAGAAUCAGCCAGACAUCUACCAGGGACACUGGAAAGAUGGCAAGAUCCACGGGUUUGGCAAGUACAAGUCAGUAUACAGAUUUUCAUGACCUUUUGGUGAAGGUCAACAGUAGCUUAUACCUUGUAUAACAAAUGUAUCCUCUAUCCAUUCAUGUCUAUUUGUGUUUCACCAAGGUAUGCCAGUGGAGAGGUGUACGAGGGCUGCUUCUGUGAGGGCAAACGACAUGGUUAUGGCAUGCUGAGUUCUGGCAAGCUGGAUAAGAAGUCCUCUGGGGUUUUCAUUGGCCAGUGGGUACACAACAAGAAGACGGGCUAUGGAGUCUAUGAUGAUAUCACAAGGUCUGUAAGAUGAACCCUCCUUAUGGUCAAGAAGCUUUUUGUAUUAACAAUAGGGUGUAGUUUUCAUUAGGUUUUUUCUUUUCAGUGUAGACUGAAACCCUGAAGACCAACUUAUGUUCUUGUUUUUCUGAUAUGAAUUUGAACACAGAAUUUUAUAAAAUGGUGAUCUGGAAAAGUCAUACAGUGACAGUAUACUAGGAGGGAAGGUUUGUCACGAAAGAAAGAAAGAAAGAAAGAAAGCUAGAUUGAUUGAUUGAUUGAUUGAUUGAUUGAUUGAUUGAUUGAUUGAUUGAUUGAUUGAUUGAUUGAUCGAUCGAUCGAUCGAUCGAUCGAUCGAUCGAUCCCAAACUGGGAAAUUCGCAUUCUAAGUGAAGUCAUGCUAAAUUUAAGUUAUGGUCAAACACACCUAGCACCGAGUUAGACAUCCUCUCAAUACGACUCCACACACAAACCUCAACCAAAACGCCACUCUAUAGCCACAAAUAAUGCUCAGAACAGCACCUGACUUCAUCAACAGGACAUGUAGGGUCCCAGCCAUAAUGCUAGCCAUCAAACAUCUUUUUAGCUUUGCCUGAUUUCUUUAGCAAAGAGACUAAAUGCAACUCACCCACUCUCCUCCAGCAGCCGCUUGUUUGUGGGGGAGCCCUGACGACUUGACCACCGAAUGCAGCAGAGUUUUGCAGUUCAACCUUCUCAGAUAUUUUUGUUGCACUUUGAGAAGCAGAUUGCUGGAGGUUUCAACAUGACGUAGUGCCUCAGCCAUUGAGCAAAAGUGAAUAAAGCAGCACCGUCCCUUCUAACCUGUACUGUCUGUCUGUCUAAACAUAGACUGUAUAUAGAAUGGACACCGUCUGCCUCCUCGCUGGGUGAAGCUGCCCCAUAGUCCAUAGUAUAUACAGUCUAUGUGUCUAAACAGAGCAAGGGCUGUGUGCACCAUUGGGAUGGAAUCAGGCGUCUUUUCCAUUUGUGCCAAGAAACCAAAGACACCAGUAAUAUAACAGAGCAGAGACAAACCUCCACAGUAUAUUUUCAGGGAGACCUUGUUUAUUUUACAUUUCUGUUCCCUGGGAAACAUCAACCUUGUUUUAAUUGGGUCAUUUUUUUAAUCAUCUACUGCAGAAUUUGGAAUUUCCCCUCAGAGAUAAAUAAGGUUCUUCUUAUCCUAUCUUAUCUUCGUUUUGCCCCCUUCCUGAUUUCUUAAUUUUUUGCAUGUUUCUAACACUUAAAUGUUUCAGAUCAUCAAACAAAUUUAAAUAUUAGUCAAAGACAACACAAGUGAACACAAAAUGCAGUUUUUAGAUGAAGGUUUUUAUUAUCAAGGGAGAAAAAACAUGGCCUACAUGGCCCUGUGUGGAAAAAAAGGAUUGCCCCCUAAAUCUAUUAUGUCGUUGGUCCAUCCUUGGCAGCAACAAGUGCGAUCAAGCAUCUUUGAUAACUUACAAUGAGUCUCUUACAGCACAGGGGAGGAAUUUUGGCCCACUCAUCUUUGCAGAAUUGUUGAAAUUAAGCGACAUUGGAGGGUUUUCGAGCAUGCACCUCAGUAGGAUUCAGGUCAGGACUUUGACUGGGCCACUCCAAAGUCUUCAUUUUGGUUUUCUUCAACCAUUCAAAGGUGGACUUGCUGGUGUGUUUUGGAUCAUUGUCCUGCUGCAGAACCCAAGUUUAUUUCAGCUUGAGGUCAAGAACAGAUGGCCUGACAUUCUCUUUCAGGAUUUUUUGGUAGAUGGCAGAAUUCAUGGUUCCAUCUUUCACAGCAAGUCUUCCAGGUCCUGAAGAAGCAAAACAGCCCCAGACCAUCACACUACCACCACCAUAUUUGACUUUUGACAUGAUGUUCUUUUUCUGAAUUGUGAUGAUGCUUUUAUGCCAAAUAUAAUGGGACACACACCUUCCAAAAAGUUCAACACUUUUUCACACCAAUUUAUAUAGAAUAAUUGUGCAACCCCAUUAUCUGGGCCAAACAGUAUGUAUUGUGAGCAUAAAUGGGAUGGCCAUCGUUAACUGCUUCCAUAUAUUCUUUCAAGAGGUGAGAAGUACAUGGGGCUGUGGCUGGAUGAGCAGCGGCAUGGCGGCGCUGUAGUUGUCACCCAGAAUGGUGUCUACUUUGAGGGGAUCUUCAAAGACAACAAGAUGAGUGUAAGUUAAUCCUGCUAGUGGAUAUUUUCUGACCUGGUUAUAUGUGCAGAGUGUCUGUGUUCACAGAGAUGCUUAGGAAGUGCUGGAGUUUUACAUGAUGACAGCCUUUUAUUCACUUAGUUUGAUAUGUAGUACCACCCAUGGAAGUGGUGCCACCAAGCUUUUAAUGUUUUUUCUCCUGAAGCUUAAAAUUUUUUUCCCAGUGAAAGAAAUGAAUUUGUUAAAGUCGAGUCAGUAAUGUCCUCUGUAGUUUUCUAUCCAGGAGAAAGUCACCCUCAGAUGACUCUAUGGGUUGUGACUUUGAUGUAACUUGUGUUUCUCAGGGUCCAGGUCUGUUGGUGUCAGAUGAUGAUACAGUUCUUCACGGGGAGUUCUCUGAUGACUGGACUGUCUCUGGAAAGGUUAGCUAGAUCUCAGCCACGUGUUUGUAUGUUCUUGAGCACUCUUUUCCUUUGUCCAUGUACAGAGAUGAUAUAACACAGAACUGAGUCUAAUUUUGGACCCAUCCAUGACUUCUCCACUCUUCAUCUUUAGGGUGUUUUAUCAUUUGCCAAUGGUGACUGCCUGGAGGGCAUGUUCAGUGGAAAGUGGACCACAGGUUUGAAGGUGGUUGGAACAUACACCAAGACAGGCAUUGAGAAAUCUGAAAACGAAGAGAAAAAACACCUUGCGUGAGUAUUAAUGAGUUACAAAGAAAAGAGUUGUACAUUUGUGUUAAGCAGCCAGUCCAUCAAGCUGUUCAGUUGUUUCUAUUUUGUUAUCCUGUCUUAUUAAGUACUUCUGGGGCGGCAGUAGCUCAGGAGGUAGAGUGGUCGUCCAAUAACUGGAAGGUUGGUGGUUCGAUUCCCCCCUAUCCCAAGUCUGUCCGUUGUGUCCUUGGGCAAGACACUUAACCCACCUUGCUCCCAGUGUGUGUGUCCUCCACUAGUGUAUGAUUGUGAGUGUUGUGUGGUGGUGGUCGAAGAGGCCGUAGGCGCAGAAUGGCAGCCACAUUUUCGUCAGUCUGCCCCAGGGCAGCUGUGACUACUAAGGUAGUUUACCACCACCAAAGUGUGACUGUGUGAGCGAAUGAAUGAUGUAUCCAAUGUAAAGCGCUUUGAGGGUCUCUGAUAAAGCGCUAUAUGAAAUCUGAUGCAUUAUUAUUACUCUGUGGCUCUUCAAAUGUUUUCAGUUGUGUGAUUAAAACAUCGUUUUGAUGCUGACAGGUCGUCAGAAACUGACAGGGAAAAGCUUUGAGGUAAUAAGGGUUUAUGAUGGUUGUGCAAUCUUAAAAAUGUUUCUUUGUGUGUGUUUAAAGGAAGCUGGGUCAGUAUGCGGUGCCUGCAGGCCAACACUGGGUUUGUGUGUUUGAUGCAUGUUGGAGCCGGCUGGGCUGUCAUGCUGCUGGGAGAGGAGACAGGACCACAGCCUGGGAGAACAUUGCUAUCAUAAUCACAGCUGCACGAAGACAGAGGUAGACGGACAGUUGUAGAGCUCUUAAUUGGGAUCCUCAUAGUCUUCCUGGGGUCCAUAAAGCUAAAUAAGUGCAUAUGCUUGUGUUUGUAGCCCAGACCUCAGCAGGUCUCAGUCCAAAAUAUUGGAGUCUUUGGAGUUCAUUCCUCAGUAUGGAAAACAAGUCACCACUGCAAACUAUGACAACAUACGAAGAUAUCUCAUCACGGUAUGCAUCAGCUGUGAGAAAAACUCUGUUUCAUAUCUGUGUUCUCAUAAUCAUCUCUGCAUUGAUUAGUUUGGUCAGAAGCAUUAUGUUUUAACUAGAAUGGCUGACGUGGACUCAGUUACCAGUUGUAAUUUAUCUCGGAGUUCAAUUAUAUCCUCAUUCUUUAUAUAUGUUGUAUAAUUGAUCAUUCCAUUUUUAUUUUCUAUAAAUAUGCUGUAUCUAAUGUAAUGUAAUCUAAUCUAAUCUUACUUAUCUAAUCUAGUCUAAUCUAAUCUAAUCUAAUCUAAUCUAAAGCUUCUUUAAAGUGGGUCAUGGUCCUUCAUGCUCCACACACUACAUGCUGUUUUGUUCAAAGCUUUACUGUAUCUCCUUGCGCUGUGUUUUUUUUAAUUUCAUUGUAACAGUGAAAUAUUCACGACUGUGUGCAUGUGUGUCUUGACCUUUCUUUCAUAGGCCUGUGAAACCCCUCACCACCCCCUGGGUUGGCUGGUGGAGACAUUAGUAACUGUUUACAGGAUGACUUUUGUUGGUGUGGGAUCUAACCGAAGGUUGCUGAGGCAGGCUGUUCAUGAAGUUCAGGCCUUCCUUACACAUUUCUACAGCAUUAUUCGGUAGGAUUAAGUCCUCAGCCCUUUAUUCUGUUGACCUGUUUCUGUUUAUUGCUCCCCUGUAUUUUUAGGGUAAACAUGAAGUCCCAAACAUGAACAAUGUAGUCUUCUGAUCUGUAGAGAUGUAAUCUUCUUAUGAAUCUGAGGGGGAACACUGAUAUUUCACAGGUUUCUGAAAUACCUAUUUAGUUAAACAGAAACUCACCGCUUCAGAGAUUCUUUUAUAAGAUUUUUCUGUUAAUGUAUCUCUGUUGUUUUUGAUUUGUACAAUAUGUGUCUAAAAAUGAAACAGAAUCAGAAAAUCAGCCCCAAGGGAUACUUUAUUCAUCCCCAGGGGAAUUCUGUUGUUACAGCAUUAUACUUGGUCUAAAAAUACAAAUGUUGGCAGAAGAAGAAGAGAAACAGGAACGAAUAAGAAUAUCGAAGAGAUUGCAACAGUUUGUAAAAAGUGCGGAAUAUUAGAAAUAAAGAAAUAAAGCUAUUGACAAAGCGCACAGUAUUGGAGAAAUUUGCUAUGUACAAGCAUAAGAGUGUAUACAAGACCAGUUUGUAGUGUAGGAUGUUGCACAGAGUAUUAUACAGUUAACAGGUAACAUAAUAUUGCAUAGCAUAGAUUAAAAACAAUAAUAAUGUUAUCAGUAUUGCACACUUAGAUUAUUGAGGUUUUGACCGGUUUACAAACACUGCACAAUUGAAAGUAAUUAUAUCCAGUGGAAAAGUUUACAGCCUCUACAUGAGAAUAAGUCCAGGGACAGUCAGAGUGUAUGACAUUCAAAGGAAGAAGUUAUAAAGUUUGUUGGCCAUGGGCAAGAAUGGCUUCUUGUGACGCUCUGUGGUGCAUGUAGGGGGAAUGAGGCUAGCACUGAAUGUGCUCCUGUGUUUGACCAUUUUGUUAUGGAGUCGGUGGUGGAUGCUGUCCAAGAUUACAUAUAGGUUUGAAAACCACUGUCAGAGUCUAGCUGUACCCCCACAAUAUCACUGGCUCUGUGGAUGAUGAUGGAUGUUUGUUAAGUCUGUUGGCGUCUGCUACCCUCAGUCUGUCACCCCAGCACACAACAGCAAACAGGAUGGCAGUGGCCACCACAGACUCAGAACAUCCUCAGUAUGGUCUUGUAGAUGUUAUAGGACCUCAGCCUCCUGAAGGCUGAGGCCCUUCUUGUAGACACUUAAGAGGUCUUAGACCAUUCCAGUUUGUCAUCCAAGUACACCGCAAGCUUCCUGACGAACCGCCCCCAGACAGUGAGAGUGGCUGACCAGACAUCAUCCACACUGUGUGUCAGCAUAGAAACGCCACAGGGCUGCGUCCUCAGCCCUCUCCUGUACUCGUUGUACACUUACAACUGCGUGGCGACACGACAAUCAAACCACGUCGUGAAGUUCGCCGAUGACACGGUAGUGGUAGGCCUGGUCUCCAGCAGCGACGAGUCAGCCUACAGGGAGGAGGUGGCCAACGUGGUGCAGCAAUGCACAAGUGACAACCUCUCCCUGAAUGCCAACAAGACCAAGGAGAUUGUGGUCAACCCCAGGAGGAAGGAGGACGAGCUGCAGCCGAUUACCAUCAAUGGCACAGCGGUGGAGAGGGUGGACACAUUAAAAUAUCUGGGAGUCAACAUCUCUGCAGACCUCUCAUGGGAUUGCCACACCACAGCAGUGGUAAAGAAGGCCCAACAGUGCCUAUACAGACUCAGGCGCCUAAAACAGUUUGGCCUUAGACCCAACACCAUCAGGGACUUCUACAGAGGCCCCAUAGAGAGCCUGCUGACCUUCAGCUUCACAGCCUGGUAUGGCAGCUGCACGGACAGAAACCGUAAGGCACUGGGGAGGGUGGUCCGAACUGCCAGUAAAAUCACUGGGUGUGAGCUGCCCAGUCUGGAGGACCUCUACAGCCGGCGCUGCCUCAGCAAAGCCCAGAGGAUAAUGGAGGACCCCAUCCACCCCCACAAAGGACUAUUCAUUCCCCUGAGGUCCAAAAGGGUGAAAGGUUACAAAACCCACCCAGCCCGCACGAGCAGGCUGCGGAGAAGCUUUUUCCCACAGGCCAUUAGACCGCUAAAUGAAUGUUGACAGUAGAAAUGAUGGGCAAUAUCUAAAUGUGCAAUAACACACUGCACUUUGCACUACUGCACUUUCCUUACCGCCUGUUUUACUGUUGCCUGUUUGCCUGUUUUUUAUUGCCAUUCUCUUAGAUAUGUGUCGGCUUUUUAGUCUCUGAGGAGCUACCGAGCAGGAAGUAUUUCACAUGGAUGUACCCGGUGCAUCUAAGUGACAAUAAAGUGAAAGUAAAGUAAAGGUACCUGUAGUCCUCCACAAUGCCCACACUGAUCCCUUGGACAGAAACAGGGGUCACUGGUGUCUUUGUCCAGGACUGUUGUAGUUAAAGUCAUUUCUUAUCUAUUAAAGAAUAGAUUGAGUUCGUUGGCCUCUUCCAAACUGCCUUCAACUCCUCCACUGUCAGGAGUCCUAGGGCCUAUGAUGGUCCUCACGCCACUCAAGAUCUCUCUGAUGUUGUUUUGCCGAAGCUUUCGCUCCAGUUCCCUCCUGUAGUUGCCUUUAGCCUCCCUGAUCUUCAUUUUAAGGUCCCUUUGGCUUGUCCUCACCUCAUCCAGAUUACCAACUCUGAAGGCCCUCUUUUUGGCAUUCACGAUGGUCUUGAUGUACUCUGUUAUCCAUGGCUUGUUGUUUGAUUCACACCCCCAUGCAUCAGCACACCAUCAAAUUGUAGAGAUCCCGAGAAGGAACUAAGCUGAAUCAUAAAAGGUGUAUGUCUGAUAUAAAAAGUGGAUUUGUUACUUUACCCAACAGCAUUCACAUUUUCCCACAGGUUUCUGUUUCCUGGUUUACCUGAUGAUGGAGGUAUCCUCCCAGACCCCCCUGUCUCUCAGUCUGAGAGCAGACCCAGCUCGACCUCUGCAGAGCAAGGGUGAGUGGCAACAUUCACAUUCACAUACACAUGCACAGUUUGAAUAUUUUUUAAAACCUUCAUCUCUCUUCCUCUAGUGUUGUGGUGGUGAGCUGCUCCUCUCUGCUCCUCCCCCUGUUGCUCCCUCGUCUCUAUCCCCCUCUUUUUACCCUCUACUGCCUGCAGGAGGAGCAGGAAGAGGCCCAGUACUGGGAGCGCAUCCUCAGACUCAAUAUGCAACCAGACCAGUACCUACUCAGCUUCCUUGGAGUGCAGGAGUGAGUCUGUACAUUCAACACAAUCAGACACACGGGGUCAGUUACUAGUAAAUCAAGCCCUGAAGGGGGAUAAGUCAAAUAAUGCAGAUGUAGUUGGGACUAAAUAAAAGUACAUCAGUUUUAGUAUCUUAUUAGUAUCUUCUGUCAUCUAUUUUUCUCUCUUGUAGGAAGUUCUGGCCUGUUUGGGUGUCAAUUCUGGGAGAGAAAAAGCAGGUCAGUCUAUGAAUGGACUUAUUAUCUUAAAUGCUAAUAUUGAAUCUCUUUAUCACUAUCCAGAAAUUUCUUCUAUCUGCUUUUAUUUCACCCAUCAUCUCACAAAUCCUUGGUGUAGUCUAUGAGGACAUCAUUAUCAGAUUAAAGUAUUUGACCUCGAUUAAAGUUCGUGACCUAAAGUAUUUGUGCUUUCCUGUCUAACUGGUUUCGUUUUAACUUGAUCACAGAUCGUGUCCAGCACAAAAGAUGCCUGCUUUGUUUCUGCUAUAGAGACGCUUCAGCAAAUCAGGUAGCCUGUCAUAAUUAAUAAUUUCUCUAAAUAUGACGUGACUCACCACUGUAAGUUACAGUGCACUUUCUGAGUCCAAGUUCUUAGUCCAUUCUCCUUAAAACAGCAGAUCUUUUGAGUUUCUGUGCCAAUAUAUACAAUAAAAUAAAACAAUACAAGAAAUUCAUUGAUCCCCAAAGGGAAAUUAAUUCAUCUGGAGUCUCAUGUCAUCUAUGUCAUCUACUAUUUACAGAAGAAUUAAACAGUCUGAUGGCUGUGGGUACAAAAGAUCUUCUAUCUUUCCAUCUUGCAGCAAAGAGAGAGGAGCCGUCCACCACCAUUGGUCCUUUAGUCCAUCAAGGUGUUAUGAAGUAGAUGAACCAUGUUCUUUAGAAUGGUUCUCCUGUGAGUCCAGCUUGAGUCCUACCACAGAGCCAGCCUUUUUCACCAGUUUGUUCAGACGUCUUCCAUCUUUAUGAUUGAUGCUUCCUCCCCAGUAGACUACAGCGUAAAACAGAACACUGAAGACACCACAGACUGAUAAAACAUCUGCAGCAUCUUACUACAGAUGUCUAUUGAGCAGAGUCUUCUAAGGCAAAAGAGGCGGUUCUGCCCCUUUUUGUAGAUGAAGUCUAAAUUCUUAGACCAGUCCACCUUAUCAUCCUGAUGUACACCUAGGUAUUUAUAUGAUGUCACCACUUCGAUGUCCACUCCACAGGUGUUCACUGGCUGAAGAGGGGGUUUGGAUCUAUGGAAGUCUAUGACCAUCUCCUUUGUCUUUGAGGUGUUGAGGAGGAGGCAGUUUUUGUGACUCCAGUCACUGAAGGCUCUUAUCAGAUCUCUGUAUUCAGCUUCUUGUCCAUUUCUGAUACAUGCCACAAUUGCGGUGUCAUGUCAGUAUUUCUGGAUGUGUCAGGACUCAGUGCUGUAUUUGAGGUCUGACAUGUACAGAGGGAACAGGAAUGGAGUCAGCACUGUCCCUUGUGGAGCUCCUGUACUGCUCAUUAAUGCCCUAGAAACACAGUUCCUCAGCCUGACAAACUGUGGCCUUCCUGUCAGGUAAUCUGUGAUCCAGGAAACACAGGAAGGAUCCACUCCCAUCUCUGUGAGCUUGUCUUUGAGGGUGGUGGGUUGGAUGGUGUUGAAUGCACUUGAAAAGUCAAAGAACAUGAUCCUCACAUAAACCUCAGACUCCUCCAGACGAUACAGGGCACGGUGAAGCAUGUAGAGGACAGCAUCAUCCACUCUAAUGUGUUCUUUGUAUGUAAACUGCAGGGAAUCCAGUUUGUCUUUGACCUCAGACCUCAGAAGGUGUAGAAUCAGCUGCUCCAGGGUUUUCAUGAUGUGUGAAGUGAGGGCCACUGGUCUGCAGUCAUUGAGUUCAGCAGGACAUUUUGUUUUUGGUACUGGCACAAUGCAGGAGGUUUUCCACAGAGCAGGUACCCGCCCCAGCUGUAGACUCAGGUUGAAGAUCUUGUGGAGAGGUUGACACAGUUCUGCAGCACAGUCUCUAAGCAGCCAUGGACACACACCAUCUGGACCAGCUGCCUUCCCAGGACAAAGUCUUCCAAGCUCCAUCCUCACCCCUGUUUCUGUGACAGAAAAGGACUGGUGUUCAAGGAGAUAGGCAGUUGUGACAUUGUGUGACAUUUAAAUGAGAUGGAAGAGGAAGGGGAGAAGUUGUAGUGGAGAAGGAAGGUGGAGUAGCAGUGGAAGUGGGUGUGACAGCAGUGUCAAAUUUGUUGAAGAACAGGUUGAGUUCAUCGGCUCUUUCCACAUCACCCACCACUGGCUGUCUUUUCUUUUAUUGCUGUGUAAUAUUGCCUGAAUUUCCUUUUGGGGAUCAAGAAAGUUCUCUUUAUUUUUUAUUCAUAUUCUUGUUUAUUCUAAACAAAAUAGAGGUUGGUUUAGGUUCUUGCCAGCUCCCUUGUCUCACUGGAACCUUACAUAGGAUCCCAUGCCAGGAAUCUUGGUGCUUGAUGGUGCUUAACUAGACAAACAGGUCAGCUCAGCUGUCAAGUCUAGCUUUUAUUAGCUGAGGUUUCUUGCUAAAGUUAAAUCAUAUCUGAGCCAGAAAGACCUUAAAAAUGUUAUUCAUGCUUUUAUCACAUCUUGUGAAGAUUAUUGAAACCCCCCUUAUGUCGGCAUCGACCAGUCAGAGCUUAACCGCCUGCAGCUUAUUCAAAAUGCUGCAGCUUGUCUCCUAACUGGGAUGAAGAAACGGGAGCACAUAACUCCAGUGCCUUCCAAACUUCACUGGCUCCCUGUUAGGUACAGCAUUGGCUGGCCCCUGAAUACCAGUUUGACCUUAUUAAAUCAGCCCUCCAGAGCCCUGAGGUUGCUUAUCAGGUGGCUUCAGAUGGUCAAGCGUUUGCUGAUGUGGCUCUUACUCUGUAGCAGGGGUUCCCAAACUUUUCCAUGCCAAGGCCCCCCAAAUAGCUUCUGGCCGGGGACCCCCUGUGCAAACCUACUGACAAUAUACGAUAUACUAUACCAUAGUACAGGGGUUCUCAACCUUUUGUGAGCUGGACCCCAAAGGUGGUUCAAUGCAGUUGAGCCCCUGUGGUCUUGGCUCCAUACCAGAUCCAGAGAUGCUCCUCCUGUCGGUCUCUAUCAGGACACCUGAAGCUAAAGCGAGCUAAAACUUUUUUUCACAUAAUGCAAAUGGAUGAAACGUGCUGACCGUGAGAAUGGGAUGUGAAUAAUAUCGGUGGAUUAUUAAACUGCCAGAGCUGGAUGACUGAUAAUGCUGACUAGUGACUCCAGAGUGAAGGCAAGAAAUAUUUCCUGAUAUUUCUUACCUUCACUCUGUCUUGAUGAAAAUAGCGUUUCUCUUGAAUAAACUCCUCUUCCAGCAGAAAUAUCCAUCAGCAGCUGAUAAAACACAGAAAAAGUCUGUUAUAGAGUACUUCCUCUCAAGUAUUAGACUGCUCCUAACUUAUAGAUGAAGUUUUCCCUUGCAUGGUGAAGUGUAUUUUACUCUUCAAGUAGUGAAGCCUGUCAGGGAUAGAUAAUAGUGUUUUCUGACUAAGCAGUAAAAGUACAUGCAUUCUUUACUGACAUAUAAACAAUGCGUAGACUGCUAGAACUUGCUCUGACUCAAGUUAUGACAAAAGAAUGAAGAUGUAGGAGGAGCCAAUAGAGGCUGAUGACCAUAUUUUUUUCUAGAAGACUUUAGAGCAGAGUGUAAUCAGGGCUGUUAUUCAUUUUUGUCAUGAUUAAUAAAACCCCUUUGCAUACAGCACAACGUUCAUUCCGUCAGACAAGCUCCUUGUCAUCCAAAAGACUUUUGAUGAGUUGACCCAGGAAGUAAAACCCAUGCUGAAAGAUGACUUCCUGUGGUGCAUGGAUGACCUGCUUCCUCUCUUCCUCUAUGUGUCACUCAGGGCUAAGUGUGUUACACACACACACACACACACACACACGCAUGCGUGCACACACACACACUUAAACUUCAAUAAAUGUUAAUGCUCUGUCAUUCUGGAAUUAUGUGCAUGUCUGUGUAAAAUUGUUUUAACCUGAUAACAGUUUUUUGCUGCUGUACUCAACAGGAUCAGGAACCUGGGGGCUGAGGUCAGUCUGAUAGAGGACCUGAUGGACCCCAAUGUUCAGCAUGGAGAGCUGGGACUUAUGUUAACCACUCUAAAGGUGUGACCCUUCAUGGCACACACACUUAUAAACUCACAUACACAUGCUCACUGAUGACAGCAACUGUGAAAAGCAUUUGCUUAGUGCUAAAAAUAUAACUUACCCUUUACCCAGGAUGUGUUAACUUUGAAAUGACAAAAAGAGCUCAACAGUUUUAAAAAUUAUUGCAUUUAUUCAAUUAUCAUACAAUACCUCUGCUGCAGGCCUGCUACAUCCAGAUUCGGCAGGAGUCCAUUACCUAG